Molecule: messenger RNA, 993 nt
Organism: Cylindrotheca closterium
Lineage: Eukaryota; Bacillariophyta; Bacillariophyceae; Bacillariales; Bacillariaceae
Source: the annotation of a GenBank genome assembly
AUGAGCACUGCAAUCGACAACAACCAUGUUCAAGAUCCUUUGGAAGACAUUCUCAAACUCACCGAGGCUGGUGAAGAUCCCACCGAGUUCAGGGAUGAAGGGGCCAAUGUCCCUGUUAAUCCUCAAAAGAACCCUCGCUUUCGCGAUAUGGAAGAGACUGGUGGAUGGGGAGAGCUUCAACGCAAAGAGAUUUACGGCCUAUUGGUUUGUGGAACCCUGAUUGUCAUUUCGGUCGCUGCCAUCUUGUCUUGGAUCUCCUUUUCCACUGCCAAGGAAUCGGAAGUCUCCCGUGAAAGGGCCAAGCUAGAUGCUAUCCUGGGUAUUCUUCAAGAACGAAAUCAUAGUUUCAUUGAGAUGCCAAGUGACAUUAGCUUUUAUGGCAAUGUUGCUGACGACGAAUCCAGUCCAGCCUACCAUCGAGCCAUGAAGUGGUUUCUUUCAGAUACAUAUGACCUUCGUAACGAGUUCUUUCUUCGAUUUGUUCUAUCUUCACUAUAUUUUGACUUGGGUGGGGAGGCUUGGAAGAAUACGACCAAUUGGCUGACAGGUGUCAAGACCUGCGACUGGUUUGGGGUGGAAUGUGACCUUGGAAACAAACAACAUUUCCAAGGACUAAAUCUGGACAACAAUAAUCUCGUGGGAACCUUACCUUCAAUUAUUGGAAUGUUGGGCAAUGUUUCCAAUAUUUGGUUGUCUGAUAACCAAUUAUCGGGAACCAUUCCUGGAACAGCCUUUGCCAAGUUGUCGAAAUUAGCCGUUUUGUUUUUGGACAACAAUCGGCUGUCAGGAAUGGUUCCUGAAAGUCUUUCAAAUCUUGGAAUUCUCUAUGUCCAGGAAAACAACCUCACUGGACCAUGGCCAUUCUGUCGUUUGGUUAGCAACGAGACCAAGAAGUACGAAAGGUAUGGUUUCGACUGUGAUAAGAUCACAUGCUCUGAAGAAUGUUGCGAAGACAUGUCGUGCUACAAAUCUUUCGGGGCGAGAAACCAAUGA